This is a messenger RNA of Caenorhabditis auriculariae, 2222 nucleotides long. The record is from the annotation of a GenBank genome assembly. NCBI's taxonomy places the organism in Eukaryota, Metazoa, Nematoda, Chromadorea, Rhabditida, Rhabditidae.
AUGCUGCUUCGAAUUUUGUUGUGAGUUCUUUUUUUCUGUAAUUUUAUCAGCGAUUUUUUGGUUUUUCGAUGGUCAAAGUUUAUAAGGAAAAAAAAAGAAAUGAGCUGUUUUUCAGCAAUAAAUCAGAUAUAUAAACAAAUGUAAAAUACACUAUUUUCUCAACUCAUGUUUACCUUUUGAGAGCGACCUCCAGUAUAUUGGCUCUAUGUGAUUGCUGUGCCAAAGACGUCAAGUUCAAGGAGGACCACCCACGUCGAAAAGAGCACGACGAACAGUUUCUACACAACAUGAUGGACCUCAAGAGACACGAGGAAGUCCUUCUCAAGGCCGUGGAGACCCUCAAACAAGCCCGGAAAGCGGACGAACCAAAAAAUGAGGUUUCUUCGAAUCUUUUUAUGUUUUUAUAUUUUCGAAGUUAGCAAAAAUACAAAAGUUUUGAAGUCUAAAAAAAAUUAUCGUCAAAUUAUUUCAACUUUUUCUCUUUUGUACAUGCAAUUCUUAUUGCAUUUUUUUUCCCGUGUGAAGCAAACUAUUUAGAGGAACUGGAUCUUUUUUUUGAAAUAAGAAUAAGGGAAAGAUAAAAAAACAUCUUCCACGCACGGCGUUCUUUUUGACGACGCCCCUCCCACAAUUUCCGUAAUAUUUGACGUCUUUGGUGCAUACACAGAUCGACGCUAACUCGCAUACUCAUUGAAUUCGAAAAUAAUUUUUUUCCUCGAAAAAUAGCGUUUCUUCAAAACUAUAGACGUGAAAAAAAUCGAUCCUAUCACAAUUCCUUUUUCUAGCUGACAAAAAAAACAUUUGGGUGAAAGUUUUUUUCUUAUUUUUCUGAACACUUUUUAUACCUUUCACCCUCAAAAUUAGUUAAAGUCCUUUUUUCAGUGAAAAACGUGGAAUUUUGUGCCGAAAAUGACUUAUUGUGGUUCUAUGUGUCUUUCCCCAAUUAUAAAAAAUUUAGAAAAAAAAAGUUUUCUUUACAGAUUUAGUUUAGUUCAUCCACCUAGCGGUAUUUUUUCUCCUCUGCAACAUCGCCAUACCAUUCUGAUGUUGCGAAAAUGAAGAUAUUGAUUGAUUCGAAUAAAAAAUUUAAUUUGACACUGAAAAUGUUGCUGAAAGGCUUUUUUUUGCUUUAAAGCGGAAAUUUUGUCAAAACCCAGCAGUUAAUAUGGAAAAUUGAAAAAAAAAAGUUCCUUCGCAUUUUGCUGUCGCAAUAAAAAAUAAUUACCGUGAAUCAGAACAAAACAGAUAAAGAUACAACUGAAACAAACAUGAAAAAUCACCUGAAGCACUUGAGAAACAAGAAAUUCAAAUGUUCGCGCGCAAGCUGUCUACCGUAACUCUAGGUGGAGCAACCUUUCAAAGCCGCUCCGCAUUUUCAAAAAUUUUACAUUUUCUUCCACUACGCAGAACGCCGUGCACGUUCAAUGCGUCGCUGCGCCUGCCAAACUAUGGGUGAAAGCUCACGCUCUCAAACUCGUGUCAUUCUGGCCGAGUGGUCUAAGGCGCUGCGUUCAGGUCGCAGUCCUCUUCGGAGGGCGCAGGUUCGAAUCCUGCGGAUGACAGCUCUUUUUUAUUUUUCUGAGACAGAAAUUUAGGGAACGGACUACAAAGCAAAAAUUGCUCAAAUCGAGAAAGAGCUCAGACAAACGAAGGAAGACCAUGCACGAUUAAUGUUUGUUUUUGAAAUUCGACUUUUAUCUUCCAUUUUGAUUUCAGUUCUCGGCACGAAAGCUAUCUUCGGGACUUCGAGAGGCCGAAAACGUGGAGUGACACGAUCAGCAAGUGGACAGGUGAGCCCUUUUCAUUAUCAUAGGAUCAAACGUGAAAAGAUAAAAGAAAAAACUCCAAAAAAGCAAAUCUCAGACCUUCCGAAAAUUCUCCAGCCUAGUCGAAUGAAUAUUUCCUGCAAGAAAGAAAACAAAAUUCAUUUUUUUUUUUUUGGAGUUUUGCUAAAUGCGUAGAUUUCUUAAUAUUCAAAAUGAAUUUCAGGCGACGCGUUUGGUCGGAUGUUGUACAACGCGUUUGCGACGAUCCUCGUGGUUCUGGUGCCAUUCGUGUUGAGACCCAUGCAGCGACGAUGGCUGCUGCGUCGACAAGAAGAGCAAGAAGGCAGAGAAGCCCUAGAAGAGGCCGACGACGUCAACCGACUGAGCGUCGACGAGGUCCGAAGGCUUGCCGGUGCCGAUCGCCCAAUCAGGGCUCAGGACAAGAAAAACGACUGA